Molecule: messenger RNA, 294 nt
Organism: Rotaria sp. Silwood1
Lineage: Eukaryota; Metazoa; Rotifera; Eurotatoria; Philodinida; Philodinidae
Source: the annotation of a GenBank genome assembly
AUGAUAAUUAUGACUACUGAAGCAUUUUGGGCUAAAGAUUGGGAUGAAGAAGAAACAUACAAUCGAAUUCUUUCGGCAUCAGCUGUCAUCAUGAUUAUGGAUAAGAUGAACAAAGUUCCAGUUGGUUUUGGACGAAUUUUUAUGAUGCGAAACAACAAUAACAAUGAAGAAGAAACGCUUGGCUACUUAUCCGAUGUUGCUGUGAAUAUUCAACAUCAAAAUAAAGUACUAUGUCAACAUUUACAUAAUGCAUCACAACAAUUAAUGCGUACAUAUAAAAACGACCAAUUAUAA